GCUGCCGUCGCCGAUGCUCUUUUUUUUUUGCCAGAAACAGAAAACAAAACAUUAAACAAACAUGGCAGACGUGCUCGAUCUCGACCAGACGGAAGAAUUCGAAGUUGACGAUGAUGGAGACCAGCGCGUGGACAAGUUGAAGGAGCGCGCUAAGAAGCGCAAGGGCCGCGGUUUUGAUGACGAGGGCACGGCCAGGGAGGAGAUCCAGUAUGAGACUAUGGAUGUGGACGAGACGGCCAUUGCCGCUGAUGGGCCCGGCCCCCAAAGAUCCGUAGAGGGGUGGAUACUCUUCGUGACGGCGGUGCACGAGGAGGCGCAGGAGGACGACAUCCACAACUUGUUCUCUGAGUACGGCGAGAUCAAGAACUUGCACCUCAACCUGGACAGACGCACCGGCUUCAUCAAGGGCUACGCAUUGGUCGAGUACGAAACCUUCAAGGAGGCUCAGGCGGCCAAGGACAACCUCAACGGCUCCGACAUUUGCGGACAGCCUAUCAAUGUUGACUGGUGUUUUGUCACAGGACCCAAAAAGCACAAGAAGAGCAGUCGCAGGAGACGAUAAACUUAUCAAUUCCAAGCUUAUUUUUCUUCUCUCUUAAUCUAAGUUUGUGAUGCAGUCCCUUUGUUUUUGAGAAAUAAUUAAGUGUCAAGUAAAAAUAAAUAAAAUGCAUCUCGAUCCAAU
Molecule: messenger RNA, 682 nt
Organism: Neocloeon triangulifer
Lineage: Eukaryota; Metazoa; Arthropoda; Insecta; Ephemeroptera; Baetidae
Gene: tsu
Product: RNA-binding protein 8A
Exons: 5
Coding region: 62-562 (166 amino acids)
Biological process (GO): RNA splicing
Cellular component (GO): exon-exon junction complex; cytoplasm; nucleus
Molecular function (GO): mRNA binding
Source: RefSeq, a predicted model, not a curated record